UCGUUUACACCUACCCCUUCACCUUCGUCUACUCUCUCGUUGUUCUCCCUCUUCUAAACCCCGAACAAAUAAUGCAAAGCCUAUAAAUCAUGAAACCACGAAAACUUCCUUCUUCGGCACUCUCACGUGCGCUGUCACGUGCCUUAAGCACUUCAACCACUACGACCACACCACUUCAAUGCGGAUCGGCGUUUCCCUCGAAGACGGUAACCGUUUCAAACUUCGAGCCUUCGUUAGCGGAGCUCCGGCACCAUGUCCGGUCGUCGGACUUCGUUGCCAUCGACCUCGAGAUGACAGGCGUCACUAGUGCGCCGUGGCGUGAGUCCUUCGAGUUUGACCGCUCCGAUGUUCGGUAUCUCAAGGUCAGAGACUCCGCGAGCAGGUUCGCCGUCGUUCAAUUUGGCGUCUGUCCGUUCCGAUGGGAUCCAUCCAAUCAGUCCUUCGUCGCUUAUCCGUACAAUUUCUAUGUUUUUCCACGUCCAGAGCUUGCAGGUUUUGGCCCAUGUAAUGAUUUUCUCUGCCAGACCACUUCGAUGGAUUUCUUGGCUAAAUACCAGUUUGAUUUUAAUGCAUGCAUACAUGAAGGAAUAUCUUAUUUGUCCAGAGAACAAGAAAGAGAAGCAGUAAGAAGUUUGAAUUCAACACAUGAUAGUGACUGGUCAGACAUUUCUAAAUUAAAUGAUGUUAGGGACAUACCAAAUGUCAAUAUGGCAGACAUUUUGUUCACUGCACGAAUGAAAAAUAAGUUCAGUGAAUGGCGUGAUGGGUUACUACAGGAGCAAACUCAAUCAGACCAUAUUCAAGGAACUCAGAAAGACUCAAAACAACAAUUUCAAGUGAUUUUCUUUAAAACACAUCCAGCUCUCAAGCUUGAUGGAUUCACCUCACGUCAGCUUAAGUUGAUUCAGUUGGUCAUCAAAAAACACUUCAAAGAUCUUUCUUAUAUCAAUGUGAACAGAGAGGCUUCUGGUUUACAACAAAUAGUUGUGUAUACAGACUCAGCGGAUGAACUAAACUUACUUCUGAAGGAGGUAAAAGAGGAAAAUCACAGGGCAAAAGAGAUGAAGAUCCAAGCUGCAAUCGGAUUUCGCCAUGUUAUUGAUGUCCUUUCGUCAGAACAGAAGUUGAUAGUUGGUCAUAACUGUUUUCUAGAUAUGGCUCAUGUCUACAGCAAAUUUAUCGGUCCCCUUCCUGGGACUCCCGAAGAGUUUGUUGCCUCUGUUAACAAGUGCUUUCCACACAUUAUUGACACCAAAAUACUCCUGAACACUAAUUAUAUGCUCCAAGAAAGAAUGAAAAAGUCCAGAAAAUCACUGGCCUCUGCAUUUUCUAUGUUUUGUCCACUAAUUGCUGCAGGCUCCAACAGCACCGGGCUAAUUUCAGCAUCCCUUGUCAAAGUAAACAUUGAAGUUGAUGAUUCAAGAUCGUCAAGCUGGAACCCUGGAGGCAAGCACGAGGCAGGAUACGAUGCUUUCAUGACUGGAUGCAUCUUUGCCCAGUUAUGCAGUGAUUUAGGAGUUGAUUUUAAACUCCAUGAAUCUUCAAAACAAUUAGCUUCAAAUGAGAAACUACAGAAUUACAUUAAUCAUCUAUAUCUUAGUUGGUUGCAUGGGGAUAUUAUUGAUCUAAAUACCGGCGAUAAGGUUGCAAAUACUUUACCAAGCUAUAACCUCAAGAAACGCUACCCAAAUAUUUUGUUCGAGAACAUUGUCAUUAUUUGGGGAUUUCCUACUAAGCUAAAGGCAAACGAAGUACGAGAGUGUAUAUCGAAAGUUUUUGGUCUAACAUCUGUUGUUUCUGUCUACCACUUGGAUGCAACAGCAGUGUUCGUUCAGUUUAGCAAAACUGAACUAGUUUCGGAUUUUCUUUUAUUGAAGGAAAAGUUAGAGACAAGUAAUGGUCCAAUCUUGGUUUUGCAUCCGCUGGCAAAACUGUUGGAUGGUGGAAAUACAUGUGCUGCUAAUUAUGAUACUUAUAAAGAAAUUUGUGGUUCACCCUUAUCAGAAAGUCUGUUUGCUGAUCAAGCAAAGGCCGUUAUCUUGAAGUCGAAAACCAAAUCGAUCGAAUACAAGGUAACAUCGAGGAGGAAAGAACAUAAAAAUGCAAGUGUAGAGGAUAAUGAAAAAGAUGCAGCUAUGAAAUUUGUAGAAAAGAUCAAGCCAAAUACAAUUGAUCAGAUAAGAAAUGUUGAAUCUCGUAGGCAAGCCUCCCAAUUUGAGAUUGAAGAUUCCUGUGUCGCAGAAGCCAACUUGUGAUUUUAAUUAGUGUACACCGUUAGAUUUGAUUGUAGUGUAAUAUUAACAAAAAAAAUGUGACAAUAAUUUUUCUAUUCUAUAUAUGACUAUAAGGAAGUCAAAUUCAGCUGUAACCGAUAAGUUGGUCACAGACAAACCACUUAUAACAAUAGAUAAUUAUAACUAACAUAGUCAUUUAUUGCUGUUGUUCAAA
Cicer arietinum (chickpea) is the source of this 2448-nucleotide messenger RNA. RefSeq names its product poly(A)-specific ribonuclease PARN. Gene Ontology annotation, molecular function: RNA binding; 3'-5'-RNA exonuclease activity. NCBI's taxonomy places the organism in Eukaryota, Viridiplantae, Streptophyta, Magnoliopsida, Fabales, Fabaceae. The record is from RefSeq and is a predicted model, not a curated record.